CUUCACUCCAUCGCUCAGGGCACUGCGUCGGGCGUGACUUGCGGACGCGACUUACUCUCGGAACUAGAGGCCACCUAAUUCCACGACCAGACGCCAUCAACAACCAUGGCCGCCUCCUCCUCGAAGCCCUCGAGCUUCCUGCUCUACUGCUGCAUCGCGCACCGCACCACCAUCCUCGCCGAACACUCCGCGCCAGGCACAUCCUCGACGGCCGCAUCCUCACUCGCCUCCGUGAUCCUCCCGAAAAUCAGCCACGACCAGCCUCAAAAACUCACCUACACGCACGACCGGCUCUUCGUGCACUACAUUGCCGACUCGCCCACCUCGUCCUCCCCCAGCGACCAAAAUGAACCCACCUCGCACGCCCCCCUCAGCUACGUCAUCGUCGCGACCGCCUCCCAAGGCCGGCGCAUUCCCUUCGCCUUCCUCCUCGAGACCAAACGCAAGUUCCUCUCCACCUACAACCCCAACAGCACCGAUUUCUCCGCCCUCCCGGCCUAUGGCUGCGCCGCGUUCAACACCGACCUGCGCGCGCUGCUGCAGACGUACAACACCGCGCCGCCGGCGGAUUCGCUCGCCUCGGCGCGCCGCGAGAUUGAUAGCGUACGGGAUAUCAUGACGGAGAAUAUUGAGCGGGUGCUGGAGAGGGGCGAGAGGAUCGAUUUGCUCGUUGAUAAGACGGAUCGGUUAGGGGGGUCUGCGCAUGAUUUUCGCGUCAGGAGUCGCGGGCUCAGGAGGAGGAUGUGGUGGAAGAAUGUCAAGUUGAUGGUGUUGUUGGUGUUUGUUGUCGCGUUCUUGGUGUAUUUCUUUGUGGGGUUGGGGUGUGGGUUUCCGGGAUGGGGGGCGUGUGUUGGACAUAAGGAGUGAGAUUUACAUCUCUAGGGUGAGGGAGG
Molecule: messenger RNA, 893 nt
Organism: Aspergillus heteromorphus CBS 117.55
Lineage: Eukaryota; Fungi; Ascomycota; Eurotiomycetes; Eurotiales; Aspergillaceae
Product: synaptobrevin family protein
Exons: 2
Coding region: 106-867 (253 amino acids)
Biological process (GO): vesicle-mediated transport
Cellular component (GO): membrane
Source: RefSeq, a predicted model, not a curated record